AUUUUCAACUGUUAAUAAUAAUAAUAAUGGUAAUAGUAAUUAAAAGUGAAUUUUCGGAUAAUUCACUCUUCCUCCGCCCACGUAAUCACGACGCACACAAACAUACACAUACACGCACACAUACAGGGCAUGUAGGCAAAAGAAACUGGAUGACAAUAUGAAAAAAAACAUUUAAAUUACGUAUAUAAAGCUGACUGAUAUAUUUACCAGAUGAAUUUCGUCACAAGUCAUGCAUCAACCAACCUACAGUUUAAAAAACAUUGAAUGAUAUGUUGAGAUUAUUCGGCGUAAAAAAAAACACAGAUUCACACUAUACUACUAAAAACAUUCGUUCAUAGUGAAUUAUGAAAAGAGGCUAUAAGAUAUGUAUGUUGUCAAAGAAGAUAAAAUUAUGCAUUGUGACUUCUUUUCUAUGAAUUCUGAGAAAAAACAAAUAAUAUCAUCUAAUCAUGUACACAAAUGAAAACAAGAGGCCCAUAACACACUAAGUGGUUAGUUAUUAGAUGAAGAACAAACUGAAUAUGGAUUUAUUUACGAGUUGGAUCACGAGGUGUCAUCAUCUAGAGAACGGCUGUAGAACUGGGGACUGUUGGACAGUCAUUCCAUUCUUGUCGGAAACUCUUCAGCAACAGAUACCCACCAGGGUUCAAACCUAGAAUCUUUUCACCCACAAGAGAAGGUCGAGGAUCUUUCUAAUUCCUGCGAAUCCGGGAUGUUUGUAGUGAGACCGUAAGGUGAUGUCACUAGCGAGUUAAAUAUGAUGAAAACAGUUGAAAGAAAAUCGUUAAUUGAUUACAAGAAAUCGCAAAGGUGUUGAUCAAGCAAGAUUUUCAUUUAUAUAUUGCAAUUCAAUUACCAAACGGAUAAUACCUCAAAUCAAUGUUUGCUUUCAACUGUAACGUUGCAAUAUUCAUUUUGCAAACAUACUUACAAAUAUAUUUUCUGCGUCAGAUUUACUGCAAUGACUGUGUACUACACAUUGAUGAUUUAAAUAAUUGCGCAAAAUUAGUUGGAAUUAAAAGAAUUCCGGAGAAGCAUGAAGGAUUUGGUUUCGGUUUUGGUUCAGUCAGUGAUGUGGAACACAUGUGUAGAACAAGAUGGCACAUAAAAGUGUACUCAUGUGCCCAGUUAACAAUUCUUGGUCGUUGUUCAAGCGAAUCGAAAUCACAUUUUCGCGAUGUAAUGUGGCGUUUUAUUUUUGAUACAACACCAUAUGAGAAAGCAGCAAAUUAUUUAUGCCAACCAUAUAAUCUACGUAUUUUUAGGCAUCAUCUUGAUAAUUGUUUAUUCAUACAUGAGUCACAAGUGGAGAAAUGUUCUAAAGACUAUUCAAAUCUUUUGUCGAAAACGCAUUUACAACUGGCUAACAGUAAUCCGGUGAAUUCACGCAAUGCCGAUGAAUAUGCAAAUUAUAUGAAAUCAGUACUCAGUGCAACGUAUUGCAGUGGAACAUUAGCAAAAAUCGAUUGUAUCAAAAGCAUUCUCAGCGGUCAUUGUGCUAAUGAUAUCAUUGAAUUAAUUCAGAAUUAUUUUCGUGAAACAUUACCAAGUGGAUGUGAAAAGACAGUUCGAUCAGUUGGCUAUUUAAAACAACAGAAUGUUACAAAUGAAACAGAUAGUAGUGCUGAUAUGAUUAUGAAUGAUUUUCAAAUAGCCUAUAUUAAAUCGUAUACAGGUGAAGAUUUUGAUAGAACUAAUCAACACUUCAAUAGAGCAGAUGUUGCUCCUAAAGAAAUUCAAAAAUCAAUAGAAAUGCAUACAAAUGAAAGUGUCACAAAUUCGAGUAUUCUUGCUGUAGAAAAAGUUUCAUCUCAUGAGAAAAAUCAUUGCGUUAAACUAUCCUUCCAUGUGACACUAUUUAUUUCAAUACUGACGACAAAACUGGUAGACUACGCUCUCAGUGCUGUGCAGUCAUUAUGAUCUCUGACCAUCUGUGAUCCAAUAGUUAUCUGAAAUAUCAAGGCAACUGUUGCAUUUGUAACUAACUUUGCAAAGUUUUAUUAUACAGAAAUGAGAAUAUCUAAGAGCAUUUCUUGAAAAUGUUCUGUUUGAAGCCACAUUAAUGGAUAUAUACGCAUUCAUCCAUUCAUCCAUGCCCUAUGUGAAAGGAUCAGCUGAAGACCUCUGUAGAAAUACAAAGUUCAUAAGCGCAGCAAUUUAAGAAUUUUGUUUUAAUUUCUAAUAAUUCAUCUUUUCGUUAAUCAACAAACAAUGAAAAACUCCACUAUUUUGUUUAAUUGUGAAUUAUUGUACAGCUAAGAGAUGGCAAGCAUUUUAUGUGAUAAGAAGAGUGUAUGAGGCAAGAAACGCCUAACGUACUGUGAAACGUUAAGUGAAUGGCCCUUUUAACUCUUUCUUUCUUUCUUUCAUUAUUAUCUACGGUUGUUAAUAUUAUCGAUGUAAAUGUCCUGUUAAAUUAUUUUCCCCUCCGUCGUACUAUGUAAAUGUAAAGAGAAAGAUAGAUGCAAUAUUGUACUAAAUGCUAACAAUUCCACGUUGUAUAAAAAUGUACUGUUUUGGAAUAGAUCCAUUAUUACCAUUAAUACUAUUCAGAAUUGCUUAUAUUCGUGUUUAAAAAAGACUCAUGAGACUGACUGA
This is a messenger RNA of Trichobilharzia regenti, 2598 nucleotides long. NCBI's taxonomy places the organism in Eukaryota, Metazoa, Platyhelminthes, Trematoda, Strigeidida, Schistosomatidae. The record is from the annotation of a GenBank genome assembly.